Molecule: messenger RNA, 1264 nt
Organism: Cadophora gregata
Lineage: Eukaryota; Fungi; Ascomycota; Leotiomycetes; Helotiales; Ploettnerulaceae
Exons: 4
Coding region: 153-884 (243 amino acids)
Molecular function (GO): acyltransferase activity, transferring groups other than amino-acyl groups
Source: RefSeq, a predicted model, not a curated record
CUGAAUAACCCUGCUCCAUAAUACUUUUCGGAGGCGAGAUCAGCCGCUGUCAGCCGGAAGCUAGCACACUUAAGAACUGAAGACUCCUACUGGUGACAGCACCAACCAAAAAUUCGAAAACUUGCAUUACAUCACGUCAAAACGAAGUAACAAUGGAGCCCGUAGAAGACACGAAGCACUUUAUCCCCUUCGCGCUACUCAUCCGGAGUAGAACGCUAAUCCUUGUCCCUGCACUGAUUGCGAAAACACUGCCUACUUACCGAGCCUUCUUUGCCAGCCUCCAUGCCAGCAAGGAAUUUUGUGAAAUGGGCUUCGGGCAGGGGUUCCCGGCAAGGUCAUGGAGCGACGAGGAAACAUUAGCAGCCCUUGAAAGAUCUUGGAAGAGAGAUACGGAAAUGGGCGAUUUCGCUGUUGGCCGACUCGCAGAGGAAUGUGACCUCUCCAGACUCAAAGACUGCGAAGGAAGAGAACUAGGAAAGGGGAUGCAAGAAGUUGUGAUUCUUGUGGGACAUGACCUCGAUCUGUUGCACAUGGAAUCCGUCGACUGGGUAGGAUAUGCAGGUGUCCGCGACGCAAGCACGACAUCUAUGCCGCCGCGAGCCUCAGAUGACCCUCCCCUUCCGCCUUGGCGUGAGAUGGUUGAGCUGAGGUAUGGUGUCGCACAAAAGUGCUGGGGCUCGGGAAUAGCGAGAACUGCGGCAGAGGCUGUUAUGCGAUGGGCUGUGGUUGAAAGAGGUGUGAGACGCUUCAUUGCAGAGACAGAGAGGGACAACAGCAGAAGUGGGAGGGUUCUUGAAAAGUUAGGCUUCACUCCGAGUGGGACGAACUACUGGAAGGACCCAGGGGAAAUUGAGUGGGAGAAGGUCCCACAUGGUAUGCAAUGAUAGAUUAUGAUUCAGAGCGAGAGUGAGAGAGAAUGAGAAUGAUAGGUUCCGGUCAUAAGACUGAGGUAGGUGGGAUUGGGUAUCAAAUGUGUGGUUCGUUCGAACACCGACAGAAGCUGAUGUGUGCUGUUAAUGAAGGCUGUCAGAGCGGGAAGCUUGGUCUGAGUUCCGAGGGGAAGCGACUUCAAGAUGACCCUCUGCUGCGUCUAAAUCUGGUCUCUGUUCCCUAGCAACAAUCUGGAAUGAUUUACCAACUUCCCUAGGGUUGACGCCAUUUGCUUAUUUGUCCGCUUGGUCAUAUUCUGAGAAGUAGGGAAUCUAAAGUUCACCAGUAGUCGUGUAUAAUCAACAGGAUAUCAAUAGUGCCUUGGCAAUUCAGA